Molecule: messenger RNA, 1623 nt
Organism: Solea solea (common sole)
Lineage: Eukaryota; Metazoa; Chordata; Actinopteri; Pleuronectiformes; Soleidae
Gene: vps37d
Product: VPS37D subunit of ESCRT-I
Exons: 4
Coding region: 96-1013 (305 amino acids)
Biological process (GO): protein targeting to vacuole; ubiquitin-dependent protein catabolic process via the multivesicular body sorting pathway; protein targeting to membrane
Cellular component (GO): ESCRT I complex
Source: RefSeq, a predicted model, not a curated record
UCUCCAUGCGGACAGAUCGCAUCUUGCAUUCCGACGGCAGCGGGAUGUAACCGCUGCUGACUUCAUGUCUCCGAGCCGCGUUGUGAAGGAAUAAAAUGUCCCUGGUGAAGGAGUCCGGCUCUUGUCCUGACGGUUACCGGGCUCUGAGCACUAGUGAGCUGCGGGAGCUUCUCCAGGACGACGACAAAAUGGACCAAAUCAUCCGACUGAAUGAAACGUUCCAGGAGCUUCAGGUGGACAGGGAGACGCUGCUGACCUCCAACCGGAACUUGGCCGAGGAGAGCCUCGCCCGGCGACCACGUCUCAAUAACGGCAAACUCCAGCUGGCGGAGAAAUACCGGGAACUGUCCAACCUGGCAACCACAUGCUGGGAAAAACGGAGUCGGCUCGAGGCCCGCGUCCAGAAGCACAGCCUGCAGACGGCGCAGAACCUCCUGCAGGAGGAGGUGGCACGCGCCGAGGAGCAUUCAGAGGAGCUGCUGGAGAAGUUCAUGGAGGGGAACGUAAGCCUGGAUGAGUUCUUGGACUCCUUCCAAAGUUCCAGGAAGACGUAUCACAUCCGCCGGGCACAAGCGGAGAAGAUGCAGGAGAUCGCUCAAGCCAAGCGGCAGCAGAGCAAAGCCAAGACCAGGGAGGAGGGCAAAGUUCCAGAGGUGAAGAAGGACUCGGAGCAGCCGAAGGAGCCUCAGCGGCCCAACGGCUUUGUGGCACAGGGACCUUUGAGAGUGUUCCAGGUACGCUACGGCCUCACGCCGGCCAUCCUCCUCCCUCACUACCCAGUUUCCCCCCCUGCCUCGGCACCAUGUCAUCCAAACAGUACUCCUCCACCUGAACCUCACCUGGGACAGACCCACAUCCUCAGCCCCAGCAACGCACUCCCAGGACACGGUCAGCCAGUCGGCCUCAGGGUCAUCGGACAACUAUCAGGGGGCUGGCCGGCUAAUGGACGACCGGUAAGACUCCAACAGCUUUACAGGCCAAACCCUCAACAGCCUGAGCCGCCAUUCCGGUAAGCAAGAAGAGGGGAUGUAGAAGAGGAAGAGGAGGAUAUGCAGGAGGAGGAUGAAAAGCCAGUUUGAGAGGUCUUCCAAGAUAAGGAAUAACCAAACAGAGGCUGUCGCAAAUCGUGAUAGCUAAGACUGAUCCAGAGGCAGAGAACUCUGCUGGUGUCUGUUUCUGUUCUCCAUCCACGGCACGCACACAAAACCAUCAGAGCAGAGGCGGGGGGCGACAGUGAGAGCGAGGACAAAAAAACAAGACGAAAAAAACGCUUUUAUUUAAUUACAACUCAAAACAAGUCUCACAUCAAACCUUUUAUGUCGCCUUGUUUGCUCAUCAGGAAAGAGAAAUGGAAAUGUGCCGCAAGAUGGAACUUUUAACGACCAGUUUAUCAUUUAUUUAACACACGCGAGACAAAGGAUUCAAAAAGGAAAUUCAAUGAAACGCCAUCGAGCCUCAUCCUUAGUGUUUUUAACGUUUUUUUUUAUACUUAACAGUGAGGGAUGUGAAGCACACGGUUGUGAAGCACAUAAAUAACUAACAUCCUAUUGUUAAUUCAUACAGCGGAGGCUGGGUGUCUUCACAACAAAGUGAUCACAUCAUUAAAGUGGUGUUUAAUGUAAA